CCAACCUUUCUUUCAUAAACUACAAAAGUAUGCCAAAAAAACCCGCCAAUAUACUAAACAAAUAACCCCUCUUAUAAGUUGUACAUCAGUUCCUCUAUCCUUUAAUGGACGAUUAUUGGAAAGAAUUGCAAGGCAAAAGACUUCAUGAUCCGCUCAUCCAAAACCAAGCCGACCCACGUAGUCAAAUUUUUGUUCAAGGGCCUCUCAUAGUCGGUGCCGGACCGUCGGGGCUAGCCACCGCCGCAUGUUUAAAGCAAAAGGGUAUUCAAAGUUUGAUCCUUGAAAGAGCGGAAUGCAUAGCUUCAUUAUGGCAAUUCAAGACUUAUGAUCGUCUCCGCUUGCAUCUCCCAAAGCAAUUUUGCCAACUCCCAUUCAUGCCUUUCCCUUCAAAUUUCCCCACUUACCCAACAAAGCAACAAUUUUUAAGCUAUUUGAAAGCUUAUGCUGAUUAUUUUAAGUUGGAACCCGUGUUUAAUAGCACGGUUAUAAGGGCAGAGCGGGAUGAGCGAUGUGGGUUUUGGAAAGUGAAAUCAGUUAAAGACGAAAAUAAGGUUAUUGUUGAGUAUUUUUGUAAGUGGUUGAUCGUUGCAACUGGUGAAAAUGCUGAACAGAUUGUUCCUCAAAUUGAAGGGUUGGAGAUAUUUGAAGGACCUGUCGUUCAUACUAGCUCUUAUAAAACGGGUGAAGUGUUUCAUGGGAAGAAAGUUUUGGUUAUUGGUUGUGGUAAUUCUGGUAUGGAAGUUUGUCUCGAUUUAUGUAACUUCAAUGCGUCACCUCAUCUCGUCAUUCGUAAUUCGGUGCACAUUUUACCUCAUGAGAUAUUGGGAAGAUCAACAUUUGGAUUGUCCAUGUGCUUACUCAGAUGGCUUCCUAUGCCUAUAGUGGAUCAAUUUCUUCUUCUUGUUUCACGUUUGAUAUUAGGAGAUACAGCUAAAUUGGGGCUUCAUCGUCCAAAACUUGGCCCUUUAGAGCUCAAGAAUCUCUCUGGCAAGACGCCUGUUUUAGAUGUUGGCACUUUUGCAAAAAUCAAAUCCGGCAAAAUUAAGAUUCGUCAAGGAGUUACAAGACUAACCCAUCGUGCCGCCGAGUUCGUCGACGGCAGCGUCGAAAAUUUUGAUGCUGUCAUUUUGGCCACUGGUUAUAAAAGUAAUGUGCCCUCUUGGCUAAAGGGAAGGCAUAUGUUUAAUGAGAAAGAUGGGAUGCCAAGGAAGGAAUUUCCAAAUGGAUGGAAAGGAGAAAAUGGACUAUAUGCAGUUGGGUUCACAAAGAGAGGGUUACUUGGAGCUUCAAUGGAUGCUACAAGAAUAGCUCAAGAUAUUGAACUUUGCUUGGAAAGCUGAUGAAAUUGCCUUUAAUUUUAAUGCUCCUUCACUCACUCUAUUGUAUUGCCUCAAUCAUCACUCCAAACCCACGAUUAAAGCAACCCCUUUUUAGCUUACAAUUACAAAAGUAAUGCACUUUCAUUCUUGCUUUUGUCACUUGUGGGGUUCCAAAAAAACUCAAAUUCAUUGGAAAAUAUCUUUCAAGGGAAAAAAAAUUGGUUUAGAUGUCAGCUUUCCUAAGUGUUUCUUUGUUAGAGAUUGAAGCUUUGAAUAGUAGAAAAGAUAGAGAAAGCACUAGAGCUUGCUAGUUGGUAUGUUUCUAUACUUCUAUUUAUAUUGUUUAUAAUCAUGUGGAUAUAUAAUAUGUUGUAAUUUAAUUUGAUUCUAUUUACUACCAUAUGUAAAUAUAUAGAUAUAAAUGGGUGGGAGGGAUUUGAGUUUGUGACUCUUCCAUUUUGUAUCAUGUACAAUUUCAUACUA
Messenger RNA from Benincasa hispida (wax gourd), 1802 nucleotides. Its product is annotated as indole-3-pyruvate monooxygenase YUCCA2. Gene Ontology annotation, biological process: auxin biosynthetic process. Gene Ontology annotation, molecular function: N,N-dimethylaniline monooxygenase activity; flavin adenine dinucleotide binding; NADP binding. The record is from RefSeq and is a predicted model, not a curated record. Lineage: Eukaryota; Viridiplantae; Streptophyta; Magnoliopsida; Cucurbitales; Cucurbitaceae.